Molecule: messenger RNA, 1204 nt
Organism: Apis dorsata (giant honeybee)
Lineage: Eukaryota; Metazoa; Arthropoda; Insecta; Hymenoptera; Apidae
Gene: Liprin-beta
Product: liprin-beta-2-like
Exons: 4
Coding region: 133-558 (141 amino acids)
Biological process (GO): neuromuscular junction development
Cellular component (GO): presynaptic active zone
Molecular function (GO): protein binding
Source: RefSeq, a predicted model, not a curated record
UAAAGAAUAAAACACUCAAUUUUAUAGAUUUUACGAGAACUAAAUUUUGAAUUUGAUAAUCUUGAAAGAAGAUCGACAAAUGGAAAUGGAGCAGAUGGUGAUAAUGUUCGUCUUUGGACAAAUCAUCGAGUAAUGGAAUGGCUCAGAGUAGUUGAUUUAGCGGAAUAUGCUCCAAAUAUGAGAGGAUCUGGAGUACAUGGAGGUUUGAUGAUUUAUGAAGGCAGAUUUACUUCAGAAUUAUUGGCCACGUUACUUAGUAUUUCUCCAGGAAAAACUCUUCUUCGUAGACAUUUAACUACACAUUUUAAUCAAAUUCUUGGAAGAGAAGUCGUACAAAGAAAAAGAGAAAUUGAGAACACUCCUGGAUUCAUUCCACUUACGCUUACCGCUCGUUUAAAGGUACCUAAGAAAUCUCAGUUUACUUUAAAACGCAAAAAAAGUAAAAAUGAAGCAGAUUAUGGUAAUUUGGUCUGUCCUCUGGAAAUUUCACCUCCAGGUACUCCAUCGACUCCUACUUCAACACCAGGCAGUCCUAAUUUGAAUUCACCAACAUUUUAACAAUCACAAAUCAUAGUCUUAUAUAUUAAUCAAAAAAUAAUAAUCAGAGAAGAAUGAUUGGUUGCAUUUGAAAAGUAUAAUUGCACCUAUACAUAAAAAAAGUGUUCUAGGGACCAUCAUUUUAUCUCUUUAGUUUAAGUCUUAUUAUUUAAUUUUGAAUAAUGAAAUAUUGAAUAAUGAAAUAUUGAAUAAUGAAAAUAAAUAUAUUAAUUGCAAAAAAAUAAUUCUUUUUAGAAAUAUUUACAUUUAUGUUUUAUUUAUUUAUUAUGAUAUAUACAGUAAAAAUACUAAAUUGAUAAAAAUUGAAUAAGACUUAACCAUGUAACCAUGUAAAAAUACGAAUAAUUAAUGUAUUUAUAAAAAAUAAACAAUAAAAUGUAAAGUGUAAACAAUAAAUAUAUAUUAUGUUUACACUAAUAUUAUACAAUAACAACUAAAGUCAUGAUUUUUAUAUGUGUCAUAUUUACAUCAAAUGAACAAUUUGUACAAUAUGUACAUUACAUACAAUACAUAUGUACAUUAUCAAUUUUUCUAAGUGGCCUAUGAUUAUAUUAUCUUUGUAAUUUUACUAUAUAUUCAAUUAUAUUCAAAUUUGUAUUCUUAUACAUAUAACUAGGUUAUUAAAUAUAUUAAUUAUCCAAAAUUU